AUGUUGGUUUGGUUCUUUAACUGGACCAAAGGUGGAGGUGGAGUACUGUGGCAGAUGAGGUUACGCACCCCGCUACCAGGAGCUCCACAAGCUAGCUUUGAAAUCACAAUCAAUGGCGAGCUCAUCUUCUCUAAGAUCGCUCUUGGCGGCUUUCCCUGUGAGAAUGAUGUCAGGGAGCAAGUCCAACGUGCACAUGAUGGGCAAAAACUCAAUGUGAUCACCAAACAUGGAGGCAACUCCUGCCUCAUCAUGUAA
Molecule: messenger RNA, 255 nt
Organism: Knipowitschia caucasica
Lineage: Eukaryota; Metazoa; Chordata; Actinopteri; Gobiiformes; Gobiidae
Source: the annotation of a GenBank genome assembly